This is a messenger RNA of Arachis duranensis, 805 nucleotides long. RefSeq names its product protein MIZU-KUSSEI 1-like. The transcript has a single exon. Lineage: Eukaryota; Viridiplantae; Streptophyta; Magnoliopsida; Fabales; Fabaceae. The record is from RefSeq and is a predicted model, not a curated record. Gene Ontology annotation, biological process: hydrotropism. Bases 29 to 805 code for a protein of 258 amino acids.
GGUUCAUGAACAUCGUCGUCAUCGACCAAUGGAGGAGUCAAGAUCCGCAUCAAACACACCGCAAUCUGUAUAUUAUUCUCCACGCUCUUCAACUGCAUCAACAAGAACGGUAGCCACACCUCCCACACCACCACCUCUUCCAACCCCUUCCAAAAUCUCCCUCGUACAACCCUCCCAGAAGAAGAAACACAAAACAAAAUUCAUCCGCGCCGUCCGCUCUGUCUUCCGCUCUUUUCCCAUUAUUGCCCCUUCAUGCAAGUUCCCAACCCCCGGCGGAGACGGUCCUCACAGGGCCGUCAACCUAAGCGGCACCAAAGUUUGCGGCACCUUGUUCGGUUACCGCAAAGGACGCGUGAGCCUUUCCAUUCAAGAGAAUCCGAGGUGCCUCCCUUCGUUCGUGGUUGAGUUAUCUAUGCAGACCGGUGUUCUUCAGAGGGAGAUGGCGGCUGGGAUGGUUAGGAUCGCCCUCGAAUGCGAGAGGCGGCCGGAGAAGGACAAGAUAACGAUAAUGGAGGAACCGUUGUGGACCAUGUUUUGUAACGGCAAGAAAGUUGGUUAUGCGGUGAAGAGGGAAGCCACAGAGGAGGAUCUUCACGUGAUGGAGCUUCUCAAGGCUGUAUCCAUGGGUGCUGGUGUUUUGUUAGGGAGAUCUGACGUGGACGGUGGAGAUGGAGAGUUCUCUUACAUGCGUGCACAUUUCGAACACGUUGUGGGCUCCAAAGAUUCUGAGACUUUGUAUAUGCUGAGCCCUGAUGGUGUGAAUAACUGUGGGCCUGAGCUAACUAUAUUUUUUGUCAGGAUCUAA